Talaromyces stipitatus ATCC 10500 is the source of this 560-nucleotide messenger RNA. Its product is annotated as rRNA processing protein CgrA. The transcript is spliced from 4 exons. Gene Ontology annotation, molecular function: DNA-binding transcription factor activity. Bases 37 to 381 code for a protein of 114 amino acids. Gene Ontology annotation, biological process: regulation of DNA-templated transcription. NCBI's taxonomy places the organism in Eukaryota, Fungi, Ascomycota, Eurotiomycetes, Eurotiales, Trichocomaceae. The record is from RefSeq and is a predicted model, not a curated record.
ACCUCAGCAGAACAAACAAACAUUCACACAGCCAUCAUGUCGGCAGUCGAGGUCGCAGACAGCGGAAAGACCGCAGUAGGGAUGCGGAAGAAUGGCAAGAAUUGGCACACCCCAAAGAAACCCUUCCGGCCCACCGCUGGCUUGAAAUCAUAUGAGAAACGACUCGAAGAGCGCAACAACCUCGCAGCGAUGAAAGAGCGCGAAAAAGAAAUGAAAGAAGAAAAGGAAGCUGAGCGACAGAGACAUAUCCAAGCAAUCAAAGAUCGAAGAGCCGCCAAGGAAGAAAAAGAGCGAUACGAGAAGAUGGCCGAGAAAAUGCACAGAAAACGAGUCGAGAGGAAGAAGCGGAGGGAGAAGAGGAAUAAAUUAUUGAAUUCGUGAUUGUCGAUGUUACGCUGUUGGACUUGGUUAUACAAAAGUACAGGAGUUUGGAGUUUGUUUUACUUCCACAUAGGACAUUGAUUCCCUGGUAUAUUAUCGAGUCAUUGCAUUUAUGGUGGUGUUGUGUUGAAGGCUCUUCCUCUCAAAAUUAGGAACGCAAAAAUACAUGAUUAUUACUC